Camellia sinensis is the source of this 399-nucleotide messenger RNA. NCBI's taxonomy places the organism in Eukaryota, Viridiplantae, Streptophyta, Magnoliopsida, Ericales, Theaceae. The record is from RefSeq and is a predicted model, not a curated record.
AUGGUUCGACCGCUACUCUUAUUUCACCACCUAUCUACCUCCUCUCAAUCCAGCUAUGUUGCAGCGACCCUUCUCUUGUGUGCCUUUGCGCUCUUCGCAUGUGCCUCUCACUCGCGCAAAUGGCGUCGCCAAUGGAGAGCUUGCUAUGGCUAUGGUAACUUCAACAACGGUCCUGUCAUACAACACAACAAUGAAGAGAUGAUUCGUGGGUUCCAAUUCGGCAAUGGAGGCGAAGAAGGAAGCAUGUGUGGUAGAAGUGGUGAAUUGUCAGUUUGGAAGAAGAACAUACUCAUGGGUGGGAAGUGCCAGCUCCCGGAUUUUUCUGGGGUCAUUAUAUAUGACUCUGCUGGGAAUAUUGUUCCUGCUGCUAAAGCUUCUCUCGCUUUCCCAUGGAAAUGA